AUGCUGAGAACUUCGACCGCCUCUGCCGCCUCUUUGAUUCUUGCUCUCUCCCUCGUUGUCCUCGUCGUCUUCCUCCUCGUCCUCGUCGCCCUCGCCGCCCUGGGCGUCGCCCACUCCCUCUGGCAUUGCGCCGUUUCGUCCGCAGCAGUCGAAUCUGCGAUCGUUUGCUCCUUGCCGGAACAGACGCCAGUGCCUCAACCACGCACUCGGGACCGUCUCAGUCUCGACUUAUCUGGCCAGCCUGCUGUCUGCUUCUGCUCGCCUUCUCUCGCCCUUCGUGCCCUAUUCUGCAUCCCGCUCGCGAGCACGCCCGUCCCUCUUGCUCUCCAAAUCAAUACCUCCGGCGAUUCUUCCGCUAUCCCAUAA
This is a messenger RNA of Fibroporia radiculosa, 366 nucleotides long. RefSeq lists its product as uncharacterized. The record is from RefSeq and is a predicted model, not a curated record. The transcript has a single exon. Bases 1 to 366 code for a protein of 121 amino acids. Lineage: Eukaryota; Fungi; Basidiomycota; Agaricomycetes; Polyporales; Fibroporiaceae.